AUGCCGCCAUUGAUGUCAAACAACAGCAGUGAGGCGGAAGAAGAAUUGAGACCGGAGGGCCAUGGGAAUGGCCGUGGAAAACAAAGAAGUGUAUAUGAAAGGAGAUUCAGAAUCAAUAGGUACGACAUGGCUCGACAUCUUGAACGAUUUAGAUUCUCUGACCGUCUUCCUGGCGACGUUUGGACAGCGAGUACGAAGACAGAAACUACUAACACGAGUGAAACCGAGAAGGGACCAGCUCAAUCAAGUACAUCAUUGGCACCGGAACACCAAGGAAGGGCCCAAGACGAUCAAAUGACGAAGACAGAGAACCAGUCAGAAAACCCAGAUAAGUAG
Molecule: messenger RNA, 336 nt
Organism: Sphaeroforma arctica JP610
Lineage: Eukaryota; Ichthyosporea; Ichthyophonida
Exons: 1
Coding region: 1-336 (111 amino acids)
Source: RefSeq, a predicted model, not a curated record